Messenger RNA from Ictidomys tridecemlineatus (thirteen-lined ground squirrel), 971 nucleotides. RefSeq names its product olfactory receptor 4C5. Gene Ontology annotation, biological process: G protein-coupled receptor signaling pathway. Gene Ontology annotation, cellular component: membrane. NCBI's taxonomy places the organism in Eukaryota, Metazoa, Chordata, Mammalia, Rodentia, Sciuridae. The record is from RefSeq and is a predicted model, not a curated record. Gene Ontology annotation, molecular function: G protein-coupled receptor activity; olfactory receptor activity.
UCAAUCAAUUACACCAACACCAUAGUGGAUUCAUGGAGCAAGUGAACAAUGUGACAGAAUUCAUCCUGCUGGGCCUGACCCAGGACCCACAUGUGCAGAAACUCCUCUUCGUUGUAUUUUUGAUCAUCUACUUUCUCACCCUGCUAGGCAACCUACUCAUUGUUGUGACCAUCAUCACCAGCCCAGCCUUGGGUUCCCCCAUGUAUUUUUUUCUGUCCUUCUUGUCCUUUGUAGAUGGCUGCUGCUCUUCUACCAUGACCCCUAAAAUGAUAUUUGACUUACUUGCUGAAAAGAAAACUAUCUCCUUUAGUGGGUGCAUGACUCAGCUCUUUGCAGAACAUUUCUUUGGGGGAGUUGAGAUCAUUCUGCUCACAGUGAUGGCAUAUGACCGCUAUGUGGCCAUCUGCAGGCCCCUGCACUAUAUGAUCACAAUGAACAGGCGAGUAUGUGGCCUCCUGGUGUCUGUGGCCUGGGCUGGAGGAUUUCUUCAUGGUCUGAUUCAAACUCUUUUCAUUGUCUGUUUGCCCUUCUGUGGCCCAAAUGUCAUUGAUCAUUUCAUCUGUGACCUUUUCCCCCUCCUGAAACUCUCCUGCACAGACUCUUAUGUCUUUGAUCUCUUUGUGGCUGCCAACAGUGGGCUGAUGUGCAUGCUCAUUUUUGCUAUUCUCAUCACCUCCUAUGUCCUCAUUCUUUGCUCUCUAAAGACUCGCAGUCAUGAAGAACAGAAGAAAGCUCUCUCCACCUGUGCCUCCCACAUUACUGUAGUCAUCCUCUUCUUUGUACCUUGUAUUUUUGUAUACUUUCGGCCCAUGAUUACCUUUCCCAUUGACAAAGUGGUGGCUGUGUUUUAUACUAUGGUGACACCCAUGUUAAAUCCUUUAAUCUAUACUCUCAGAAACACGGAAGUGAAAAAUGCUAUUAGGAAACUCUGGGGCCAAAGAAUCAUCUUGGGCAAUAAUUCAUAUGAAUAG